AUGGUGAGCGAGGUGUGCGGAAGUGAGGAACGCAGGGGGAAGAGUGGUUUGGGGCAUGGCAAAGUGAAAGUGAAGGUGGGCUAUCCAAAUGACAUUAUGACCAAAAAAGAAUUACCUUUCCAAGGGGACUGUUUAAAGAUGAAGGCAAGAACCAAAAUAGAAAGAGGUGUGGAAAAGUCAGCUCGGAGUGCCUCCUGUACCAGAGAGCCGAGCUGUGAAUGCAAAGGAAAGUUCUUGAAGGAAAUUAAAAGUGCUACUGCAGUGAACACAUGAAUGAUAAGAAAGUGAAACAGCCUGAUUGCUGAUAUGGAGAGUUUAUUGGUCCGAAUAAAAGAGCAAACCAGUCACAACAUUCCCUUCAGCCAAAACCUAAUCCAGAGCAAGGCCCAAAUUCUCUUCAGUUCUGUGAAGGCUGAGAGAGGUGAGGAAGUUGCUGAAGAAAGGUCUGAAGAAGCUAGCAGAGAUUGGUUCAUGAGGUUUAAGAAAGCAAGCCAUCUCCAUAAUACAAGAGUGCAAGGUGAAGCAGCAAGUGCUGAUGUGGAAGCUGCAGUGAGUUCUCCAGAAAAUCCAGCCAAGAUAACCCCUGAAGAUGGCUACACUAAACAACAGAUUUUCAAUGUAGAAGGAACGACCUUCCAUUGGAAGGGGAUGCCAGCUAGGACUUUCACAGUUAGAGAGGAGGAGUCAAUGCCCAGCUUCAAAGCUUCAAAGGACAGGCUGACUCUUUUGUUUGGGACUAAUGCAACUGGUGACUUCUUGAAACCAGUGCUCACUUUCCACUCUGAAAAUCCUAGGGCUUUUAAGAAUGAUGCUAAAUCUAUUCUUCCUAUGUUCUGUAAAUGGAACGAUAAAACCUGGAUGACAGCACAUCUGUUUACAACAUGGUUUUCUGAAUAUUUUAAGCCCACUGUGGAGACUUACUGCUCGAAAAAGAUUCCUUUUAAAAUAUAACUGUUCAUCGACAAUGCACCUGAUCACCCAAGAGCUUUGAUGGAGAUGUACAAUGAGAUUCAUGUUACUUUCAUGCCUGCUAACACAAAAUCUAUCCUGUAGUCCAUGGAUCAAAGAGUAAUUUCUACUUUCAAGUCUUAUUAUUUAAGAAAUCUAUUUCAUAAGGCCACAGCUUUCAUACAAAGUGAUUCCUCCGAUGAAUCUGGGCAAAGUAAAUUGAAAACCAUCUGGCAAUGAUUCACCAUUCUAGCCAUUAAGAACAUUUCUGAUUCAUAGGGAGAGGUCAAAAUAUCAACAUUAACAAAAGUUUGGAAGAAGUUGAUUCCAACCCUCAUGGAUGACAUGGAGAGGUCCAAGACUUCACUGGAGGAAGUAGCUGCAGAUGUGGUGGAAAUAGCAAGAGAAGUUGAUUUAGAAGGGAAGCCUGGAGAUGCGAUUGAGUUGCCGCCACCUCACGAUGAAACUUGAACAUAGAAAGAGUUCCUUAUGGAUGAGCAAAGAGGUUGGUUUCUUGAGACGGAAACUACUCCUGGUGAAGAUGCUGUGUAGAUUGUUGAAAUGAUCAUAGAUCUAGAAAAUUAUAUAACCUUAGUUGAUAGAGCAGUGGCAGGGUUUGAGAGGACUGACUCCAAUUUUGAAAGAGGUUCUACCCUGGGUAAAAUGCUAGCAAACAGCAUCAAUGCUACACAGAAAUUGUUCAUGAAAGGAAGAGUCAGCCAAUGUAGCAAACUUUAUUUUUUUUCCUGUUUUAAGAAAUUGUCACAGUCAUGCCAACCUUCAGCAGCCUGCACCCUGAUCACUCAACAGCCAUCAAUAUGGAGACAAGAUGCUCCGCUGGAAAAAACAUAA
Acinonyx jubatus (cheetah) is the source of this 1800-nucleotide messenger RNA. RefSeq names its product tigger transposable element-derived protein 1. Lineage: Eukaryota; Metazoa; Chordata; Mammalia; Carnivora; Felidae. Gene Ontology annotation, molecular function: DNA binding. Gene Ontology annotation, cellular component: nucleus. The record is from RefSeq and is a predicted model, not a curated record.